UAUAUGGUAAAUAAUAAGGUUACAUACCACAGCAAAAACACAAAAUCUAAACACGUACACAUGACAAAUAGUCCGAUUCAACGCCCCAAUUCCGGGCAUGUUCAACCUUCAUUUCCGUGACCACCGGCUUGCAACCUCUCAUACCAUAUAAAAAAAAAAAUCGUUUGCCGUGGUUAGAUUCUCACCAGAGCAUAAUUACAGGGGACAAAAUUACAAGAAACUGUGAUUAUAUCACAAUCUAUAGUAUAAAAACAGUCAAAUGCUUGCUCUGUUUUUUUGAAGGGAAAUGGAAGGGAACCUUAACCGACGGAGUGCACAACAAUGCACACUAUGCUCCUUGUUUCUAGCCAUAAGCUGGCCGUUCUCAUCUUGGCAAGUUUUGGUUGGAAGCUUACCAACUUGUCAACACAAAAGGAACAAACGGCUGAACAAAAGCAAAAACGACAAAACGGCACACUUACCUAGAAAUAAAUGUGCUCUCUGGCGACUAUAUUAUGCCGCCGCUGGUCGCAGAGCACAAUGUGAUAUACGUAAUUAACAACGUUCAACCUUAUUUUUGCCGACUGCAUGCGAAUGCCGGAAGCAGCAUCGCUGUUUCUGUGUUGUUUUCAUCUUUUGUCGGGAUCCUCUGCAGCUGUUUUUUACGUGUUUUCCACGUCAUAAACUAAUUGAUUCUAAUAAUUCGAAUUGUCGAGAGAAGUUUAUGCAUGUAAUUAUGUAUGAUAUUUAACCAGUUACAUGCAGCGGAGCUGGAAUAAGAAAAGGCAAGGUUAUUGGUCGAGGAAUCCUGGCCAACAUUGUUGCGGGGUAUAUACCUAGGAGAAAGCAGCUAGCAUCGCUGGCUCCACUUAAUGCGUACAAAAGGCCUUGUGCAGUAACUGCUAAUAAACAUCCAAUUUCUCUAUACAUAUAGUUACAAGAGGUGGAAGAGUGGUCAAUUUGACUAAACACAAACGAGAAAUAACAGAUAUGGAAGGUUUGGCUGAUGGUACCCCGCUAAAGGAUCUUCAGAAUGGUGAUCACGAUCUUCUCUUCCGACUCGAGAACGUUAUGGACAGAGCGGGGAUCGAGCUUCCAACUGUGGAAGUUCGGUUCGAGCAUCUGAACGUCGAGGGGAAAGCUCGGCCUGCGGGAAGAGCACUGCCUUCACUGUACAACGUUGCAGCUAACAUGUUGGAGGAUUUGUUGAGUUAUCUCCAUAUAAUCGGAAGCAGAAAGAGACAGUUUCCCAUCUUGAAAGAUUUGAGCGGAGUCCUUAAGCCAUCAAGAAUGGUGUUGCUGCUUGGGCCCCCGAGUUCUGGAAAGACAACGUUGUUAAACUCAUUGGCGGGACUUGAAAUGGAUCCUAGUUUAAAGGUUUCUGGUAAGCUGACGUACAAUGGGCACACAACGAGCGAGUUUGUACCUCAGAGAACAGCUGCCUACAUUGGACAGCACGACAACCACAUCGGAGAACUGACUGUUAGGGAAACCCUAGCUUUCUCUGCAAGGUGUCAAGGGACAGGGUUUCUCUCAGAAGUGGUAGAUGAAGUGUUGAGGACAAAGCGACGAGAGAACCUUAAUGUUGACGACGAUGUUCGUAGCGCCGAUAUGGACAUGUUCAUGAAGACUGCAGGACAUGAAGGUCAACGGGCUUCCCUUAUGAUAGACCAUGUUCUAAAGAUUCUAGGGAUGGAGGAAUGUGCAGACACACUAGUAGGGAGCAUAAUGUCGAGGGGGAUAUCCGGUGGACAAAAGAAACGACUUACAAUCGGAGAGAUGCUAGUCGGAGGAGCGAGGGUGAUGCUAAUGGACGAGAUAUCGAACGGGUUGGAUGCCUCGACGACGUUCCAGAUCGUGAACUACAUGAGACGAGCGACCCACGUCCUCAACGGAACUACUCUCAUCUCGCUGCUGCAACCGACGCCGGAGUGUUACCAACUCUUCGACGACGUGCUUCUCCUCUCUCAGGGGCGUAUAGUCUACCACGGCCGACGUGAGGACGCGCUCCGGUUCUUCCACCACUUGGGAUUCACGUGCCCCAGAAGCAAAAACGUACCCGAUUUUCUGCACGAGGUGAUUUCCAAGAAGGACCAACGACAGUAUUGGGCACGAGAUUGUCAGCCUUACCGCUAUUUUACGGUGAAGGAAUUCGCGGAAGCGUAUAGGUCGUUUUCAACGGGAGAAGAAAUGAGAGAAGAAGAGUUGUCUCAGCCGUUUGAUGAUAAGAAGGAAGAACACAGAGCAGCUGGUUUGAGUUUCUUGAAGCAUGGAGCUUCGGAAUGGGAGUUGCUCAAGGCUUGUAUCUCUAGGGAAUUUAUGCUGAUGAAGAGGAAUUCCUAUGUCUACGUCUUUAAGAUCCUUCAGCUCAUCAUAAUGGCAGUGGUUAUUGGGACACUCUUCCUGAGAACCGAGAUGAAAAGAGAGACAGCCAUUGAUGGACUGAUUUACAUGGGCGCAAUGUUCUUCAUUGUGAUCAUGAUUCUGUUCAAUGGGAUGGCUGAUCUAUCCAUCAUGCUUCCAAAGCUUCCCGUGUUCUACAAGCAAAGGAAAUUCAGAUUCUAUCCUCCAUGGGCAUUUUCUCUUCCUCCAUGUUUGCUUCACAUACCAAUCAUCUUCCUCGAGGUUGCUGCUUUCGUUCCCAUUCCUUACUACAUGAUCGGGUUCGAUCCCCAGAUUGCAAGGCUCCUUAAGCAGUACUUUCUGCUGGUACUCGUUAGCCAGAUGUCGGGUUCGAUGUUUCGCUUCAUCGGGUCGAUUGGAAGAAACGAGACGGUUUCCAGCACUCUCAGUGCUUUCAUCCUACUCGUGCUUCUGACUAUGAGUGGAUUUGUUCUUUCUCGAGACAGAAUCAACAAGUUGGGGAUAUGGGGCUACUGGAUCUCUCCUUUCAUGUAUGCUGACAAUGCCAUCUUGGUGAAUGAGUUCCUAGGAGAUAAUUGGAAUCAAGGUGCCAGUUUCAGCACAGGGACAACAUUGGGAACUAAGAUUCUGAAAUUUCGGGGUUUUUUCGCGGAUCCAAAUUGGUAUUGGAUUGGAGUGUUGGCAUUGCUUGCAUUCACGAUCAUAUUCCAACUUGGUUUUGCUCUAGCCCUAACUUUCCUCAACCCAUUUGGAAGGUCUCAGGCUUUCAUUUCUGAGGACUCUGAAGGUGACAAAGGUAGCAACCCUAGCAAAAAUGGCAGUGUAGUAACGUUUGAUACUGUAGCUUUGGAUGAUGAUAAUGUAUCAAGGAAGCAAGGAGUUGUUGUUCUUCCCUUCGAACCACGUUUUGUCACUUUUGAGGACAUAACUUAUGUUUUGGAUACUUCACAGGGGAUGAUCGAGAAAAGUGUCGUUAAAACGAGAUCGACGAUUAUAAAAGGGGUUAGUGGGGCUUUCAGGCCAGGGCUUCUCACAGCUUUGAUGGGAGUCACGGGUGCAGGGAAAACUACAUUGUUAGAUGUACUGGCUGGAAGAAAAACUCGUGGUCAGAUUCAAGGAGAAAUCAGGAUCAAUGGGUACCCGAAGAAGCAGAACACAUUUGCUCGAAUUUCGGGGUACUGUGAGCAGAAUGACAUUCAUUCUCCGUUCGUCACUGUCCAUGAGUCCUUAUUGUAUUCAGCGUGGCUCCGUCUGCCAAGUGAGGUGGAUUUCCAUACCAGAAUGAUGUUUGUUGAAGAAGUCAUUGCACUUGUGGAACUCAACAGCUUGAGGCAUUUGAUAGUCGGUUUGCCUGGCAUAAAUGGCUUGUCGAUCGAGCAACGAAAAAGGCUAACCAUUGCAGUUGAGUUAGUGGCGAACCCUUCCAUAAUUUUCAUGGAUGAGCCGACAUCAGGGUUGGAUGCCAGAGCCGCUGCAAUUGUCAUGAGAACGGUUAGAAAUGCGGUUGAUACGGGAAGAACCAUUGUGUGCACCAUCCAUCAACCAAGUAUGGAUAUCUUUGAGUCGUUUGACCAAUUGUUCCUCUUGAACCAUGGUGGAGAAGAGAUAUACGUUGGACCAAUAGGUCGCAAAUUUUGUCACCUAAUCAAGUACUUUGAGGGAAUCCAAGGAGUGAGUAAAAUAAAAGAUGGCUACAACCCAGCAACUUGGAUGCUGGAAAUUUCCACACCUAGACAAGAGGAAGUCUUAGGAGUUGAUUUUGCAAUGUUAUACAAGAAAUCUGACCUCUACAAGAGAAACAAGGUCAUAAUCAAAGAGUUGAGCAGUCCUGUAGUUGGCUCCAGGGAUCUUUACUUCCCGACUCGAUACCACAGAUCAACAUUCACGCAAUGUGCAGCGUGCUUGUGGAAGUUUCACCUAUCAUACUCGCGUAACCUGCCUUAUACUGGCGUUCGAUUUCUCUUCACAGUGAUCAUAGCCUUCUUAUUUGGGGGAAUAUAUUGGGACCUUGGAGGCAGAAUGGAAACCGAACAGGAUCUAUUCAACGCGAUUGGCUCGAUGUUCACUGCAAUUUUCUCAAUCGGGAUCCAAAAUGCAACCACAGUUCAAUCUGUAGUGGACAUUGAAAGAACUGUUUUCUACAGAGAAAGAGCUGCUAGAAUGUAUGCAGCCUUCCCCUAUGCUUUGUCCCAAGUUUUGAUCGAACUUCCAUACAUGUUACUACAAACAGUGGUUUACUGCAUCAUAGUCUAUCCAAUGAUAGGAUUUGAAUACACCUUGCUCAAGUGCUUUUGGUUCUGGUUCUUCAUGUACUUCACCUUGUUGUACUUCACAUUCUAUGGAAUGAUGACAGUAUCUUUCACACCAAACCAGCAGAUUGGGUACAUCGUUUCCACCGCGUUCUAUGGCCUUUGGAAUCUCUUUGCAGGGUUCAUAAUCCCACAACCAAGAGCUCCUGUAUGGUGGAGAUGGUACUUCUACGUGUGCCCAGUUUCAUGGACAUUCUAUGGAGUUGUUGCAUCACAGUAUGGAGAUGUGAAGACAACUUUCCCAGAUGGGCUAACAGUAGAAGGGUUUGUAAAGUUGUACUUUGGAUUUGAACAUCAUUUCGUAGGAGUCGUUGGCAUCGUAGUUGUAGGUUUCGGAGUGUUGUUCAUUUCUAUCUUCUCUAUGUGCAUUAUGCUGCUCAAUUUUCAAAAGAGGUGAUUUAAUGAACCUUAAUGUAGCUA
Messenger RNA from Linum trigynum, 5072 nucleotides. NCBI's taxonomy places the organism in Eukaryota, Viridiplantae, Streptophyta, Magnoliopsida, Malpighiales, Linaceae. The record is from the annotation of a GenBank genome assembly.